Molecule: messenger RNA, 1095 nt
Organism: Salvelinus namaycush (lake trout)
Lineage: Eukaryota; Metazoa; Chordata; Actinopteri; Salmoniformes; Salmonidae
Product: AT-rich interactive domain-containing protein 3A-like
Exons: 2
Coding region: 259-1029 (256 amino acids)
Source: RefSeq, a predicted model, not a curated record
UACAGGGCCGAUCUUUCGCCUGAAGAGGUCAUUUUGACUACAGUUGCCACUUGUUGCUAAAACCUUCAGGGCUUCAAUACUCGACCACCGCAAAUACAUUGAUAGCCUACACUGUAAUCCUACGCGUUAAUCUAUUCUCUCCAAUAGAGACGCGGAUCUCGAUGCUGAAUCAGGAUUCAGGAAUACUCCCACAGCUAACAUUGAAAGGAGAUACUUUGUGAACUGUUUGAUAUUUCGGUCUAAUCUGACGGGCGAAGCAUGGUUGAUAAUACCAGUUUAGCAACCAAAUCUGCUUUGCAAGCAGCGUUCUCCUCGUCCAGCAACCUCCCCCUGCUCGUCUCCUCUGCCUCGACACACAGCCACUUCCCCGGCUCACACUCACAGUCUCAACAGCCCAGCAGCGGAGGCAUGAAGCUAGAGGCGGUCAUGGAAAACCUCCAAAGACAGCAGGCUGCCCGCCUGGCGUUAGAAGAGAAGCUUCGCCAGGCAGAGAAAGAGAAGGAUCUCCGCUCCAUGGUCGAGUCCCAGAUACACCAACAAGCCCUCGCUUUCCACCACUACCAGGCAGCGGUCCGGGGCGCUUUCGCCGCGGGAGUAGCGAACUCUUCUCCCAGCUUGGUGAGAUCCGCUGAACCGGGACUGGCUGUCCAUCACAGUUUCGACGCCCCCAGGCACUCAGAGAGAGCCGACGACUCCGAUAUGGAUGAUGAUCCAGAGGGGAUGGACCGAUGCAUGAAUGAUGACGACCGGAAUCUGGAUAGAGAUGACAUGGACAACGAGGGAGUCGUGGAUGAUGAGGAUGAGGAUGAAGAGGAGGGGGCUCUCAGCCACUACCAGCCCCACCACCCCAUGCACCCCGGUGCGGGACACUCUCCGAAGGGCACCCCGGUGCAGUUCAUGUCUAGAAUUCCCCCCUCCUUCGUUGCGCCCCGGCAGUUGGAAUCACCGGGCGGGAUGGCACCACAGUCUCAACACCACGAAUGGACUUACGAGGAGCAAUUCAAACAGGUAAAGCUGACUAAUAAGUAAUAACUUGCUAUGAAACGUUACGUACUUAAACACUAGACUACACUGACUGUACUACCCCUUGUUGAU